AUGGGCUUAGCAAUUAUCCCAUCAAUCUUGGGACGGGCUGGACGGGCUGGACGGCCGAUGUUUUUCAACAAGAGAUCUGCGUCUGAUGAGCUCCUCAACGAGAGCUGUGCCGCUGCUCUUGCACAUCAGAUUUCCCACCGCAAUACCUUCUUCUCCGCUCCCAGGCCCCAAUGGUUCCGAGGUGUGCGUUGCCGCCCAGGCCGAGGCCGUCCUUUUGGAGGCCCAGGUGCCUUGCUGAUUGGGCAUCUUGCAUACAAACCGCAUGGUUUUCGCCUGGGCAGGCAAGACGAUCAUGGCCUCCAGCCCCUCUUCGCUCUCCAGCAUCGCCUCACCGUUGCUCGGCAGAAUCAUGAGGCACUUGCCGCUGGAGGAGUCAGGUGCCCAGAGAUCGCCGGUGCUCAGCAAAAUUGUAGCCGCUGCGUGCCCGUCAGGACCCUCCAGACUGGGUCCCUCGGGGUGGCGGUCUCUGGGGUUGGCCUCCGAUACACAGUCAGACAAGAGAGUACAAGCUCUUCGAGGCGGCCAUGGCCGUGGCCGUGGCUUGACUGUUCAUAUGAGACUCGGACGAGUCAAACUACGUCUCGUUUGGCGCGGGCUCUCCUCACACUGAGAAAUAAUGCCUCUGCAACCCUGUACCAUCUGCCUAGUGGAAGAUGUUGUAUGUACAUGCGUAGUGCAGCAAAUCCCUGCCAGUGGACUCUUUCCCGUGUCACUCCCUGCACUCCUCCUUGGCCCUGA
Messenger RNA from Diaporthe batatas, 738 nucleotides. RefSeq lists its product as uncharacterized. Lineage: Eukaryota; Fungi; Ascomycota; Sordariomycetes; Diaporthales; Diaporthaceae. The transcript has 2 exons. Bases 1 to 738 code for a protein of 245 amino acids. The record is from RefSeq and is a predicted model, not a curated record.